Molecule: messenger RNA, 1868 nt
Organism: Lotus japonicus
Lineage: Eukaryota; Viridiplantae; Streptophyta; Magnoliopsida; Fabales; Fabaceae
Product: syntaxin-124-like
Exons: 1
Coding region: 408-1325 (305 amino acids)
Biological process (GO): intracellular protein transport; exocytosis; vesicle fusion
Cellular component (GO): endomembrane system; SNARE complex; plasma membrane
Molecular function (GO): SNARE binding; SNAP receptor activity
Source: RefSeq, a predicted model, not a curated record
GGCUUUUCUCUUUCAGAACCUCUUGUUGGUGACAAUUACUUGUUUUUGUCACCUUCUAGCUUCCUCCUUGUUUUUCAAUUCAUCAUAAUCCAGAGGAGGAUGAGGGCAUAUACCCCUCAAUUUUUUUGUUACAGGAAGGAACAUACACAUCCAUCCCUUUGUUACACAACCAUUAGUCCAUUACAUUUAGUCUUAUGAGGUUUCUUCUGCUAGAUUUUUAACCAUUACCAACUUCAGAAGGUACCAAUUAACCAAGUUUUUUAUCCAUAUUAAGAUAUCGGCAAGUUUUACGUGACUCGAAGGCCUAACACAACCCUCGUCCUCCAACAGAAGAAACAAAUUAAGCAAAAAAAAAUAGUAAAAAAAGAAAAGAAGGGGUUAGUCAAUUGUUCAUUAAAUCAGCCAAAAUGAAUGACCUGUUCUCAAGUUCCUUCAAGAAAUACAGUGACUUGAAGCAGCAGGCCUACCUUGAUGAUGUGGAGGCCGGGAAGGAGAGUGUCAAUCUAGACAAAUUCUUUGAAGAUGUGGAGAGUGUUAAGGAAGACAUGAGAACGAUUGAGAAGCUCUACAGAAAACUGCAAGAAUCCAAUGAAGAGAGCAAGAUUGUGCACAAUGCUAAAACCAUGAAAGAGCUCCGAGCCCGGAUGGACAACGACGUGUCGCAGGUCCUCAAACGCGUCAAGAUCAUCAAAGGCAAGCUCGAAGCCUUGGAGCGUUCCAACGCGGCAAACAGAAACGUCCCAGGGUGUGGUCCUGGUUCAUCAGCAGACAGAACCAGGACCUCAGUGGUUAGUGGAUUGGGGAAGAAACUCAAGGACAUGAUGGAUGAUUUUCAAGGUUUGAGAGCGAGAAUGCAGCUCGAGUACAAGGAAACCGUGGAACGCCGGUAUUUCACAAUCACAGGAGAGAAAGCAGAUGAAGAUACCAUAGAGAAUUUGAUAUCAAGUGGAGAAAGUGAAAGCUUCCUGCAGAGAGCAAUUCAGGAACAAGGGAGGGGCCAGAUUAUGGACACCAUUUCAGAAAUUCAAGAAAGGCAUGAUGCUGUUAAGGAAAUAGAGAAGAACUUGCUUGAAUUGCAUCAAGUGUUUUUGGACAUGGCAGCAUUAGUGGAGUCUCAGGGUCAGCAACUUAAUAACAUAGAGUCUCAUGUUGCACAUGCUAGCUCUUUUGUUAGGAGAGGCACAGAUCAGCUUCAGGAAGCAAGAGAGUACCAAAAGAGUUCUAGGAAGUGGUAUUGCUAUGCCGUUAUUCUUGUCAUUGUUCUUGUCAUUGUGCUCCUGUUUCCUCUCUUGUCAUCACUUCUACCUCAUUUGUUGAUGAGAUGAAGAAAUUAGACAUGGAAGAACACUCUUGAGACUUGAGAGCAUUGUUUCCUUAACUUCUUGGUAGAACUUUGCAUUCUGAAAUGAACAUGUUCAUGUUCAUGCCUAGGAUCAACAAGAGAAUGGUGACAAAUUGGGAUUUGAUGACCUCCUUGGUAUUCAGGCAUUUCAUCAAAUCCUGAUGAAGCAAAGGAUCCACAAAAUGUAACAAGGUUAUUCUGAUUUUGGUUUUUGGAUUCUCAAAGAUCUGUGAUUGGAAGAGAACAAGAGGAAACACAUGUACAUGACAAUGUUAUUGUAGUAGGUUUGACACAUUUCGGAACGGAUACACACAUGUGAUUUAGUUUCUUCUUUUCUUAGUUGUUCCUACCCUGUAUGAUUGUAAAUUUGUAACGGUUGAAGAACUUGACAUUGUUCAAUCAUCGAGUGUUUUAUGGUGAAUUGGAUUAUACAGGGCAAUUCGAAAGAAUGCAAUCAUCCAAUCAAUCGGGUUAUCACAAUUGAUAUAUUUUUUAAAAGAAAAUCAAUAGAAAUUGUGUGAUUAUC